This is a messenger RNA of Didymodactylos carnosus, 1167 nucleotides long. The record is from the annotation of a GenBank genome assembly. NCBI's taxonomy places the organism in Eukaryota, Metazoa, Rotifera, Eurotatoria, Philodinida, Philodinidae.
AUUUGACUCAAAAUUCCACUUAAAAAAGAAAAUAUAAUAAUUGUAAAUGACGUAAUUGAUCAUUAAAACAAAAAAAAUCGAAUUGAAAACGCUCAUUUUUAUUUUUUUAUUUUUUUUUGUUUUUUAGGAUUAAAUUCAGGCGUCAUGUUAAUGAAUUUAACUCGUAUUCGCGAAGUUAACAUGAUUGAUGAUAUUUUGAAAAUCUAUAAUAUUUAUGAGAAAAAUAUAACAUGGGGUGAUCAGUGUUUAUUGAAUAUUUAUUUUAAUCAAUAUCCAGAAAGGCUAUUGGAGUUCACAUGUGAAUGGAAUUAUCGGCCUGAUCAUUGUAUGUACGAAAAUAAUUGUCCAACAACAGAAAUAAUGGGUAUUAAACUUUUACAUGGUUGUCGUGGAGCAUUUCAUAAUGAAAAAUAUCAAGAAUUUAAAGCAAUUUAUCGUGCGAUUGAUGAGUGGAAUUUUGAGUCAAAUUUAAAAUCAACAAUAUUACAUAAAAUAAAAUUAUAUUUAAGUGAACAUUCGACAACAAACUGUGGAAAAAUUAGUUCGAUGUUCACAAAACAUAUUGCCAAAGAAAUAUCGGCAAAAAAUAGAAAAAACGAUAUUAAUGAUCAUGGAACAUGUUCAGCAACAAAUGAAUGUACUAAACCAACAUUGAACAAUGUUUCGUCAAUUCAGAACAGUCCUCAUUUAGCAUUGGUCAUUUGUGGUGAUCGUGAUGAAGAAGUUCUUGUAUUGUUGAAAUCAAUAUUUUUAUUUACAAAAUAUUCAUCAACAAACAUUUAUCUUCAUUUAAUAACAGAUGAACAAGCUAAAAAAAAUAUGAUAAAAAAGCUUUCCGAAGUUCCACUUUUAAUGAGACAAAUGUUUAUAGUUAAAUACUAUGAUAUAAUCUACCCAUCUUAUGUUGAUCGUGAACAAUGGAUUAAUUUAUUUCGAUAUUGUGGAACUCAACGAAUCUUUUUACCAGAUAAUUUACCAGAAUUAGAUCAUAUUUUAUAUUUUGAUACGGAUACGCUAUUGUUACAAUCUUUGGAUAGAUUUUGGUCAUUAUUUAAUAAUUUUAAUCAAACACAUAUUGUUGGACUAGUGAAAGAAAAUGAAGUAUUACAAUUGUCAUGGUAUCCAUUGUAUUCAAAACAUCCAUUUGUCUGGCCAACAGUUUAUUAA